AUGGGUUUGUGCGGACGUCAGACGGUUGUCCGUCGGAAGAUGGUGCUGCUAGGUGACGGUGCUUGUGGCAAGACUUCGGCCUUGAAUGUGUUCACAAGAGGGUUUUUCCCAACAGUAUAUGAGCCGACUGUCUUUGAAAACUAUGUCCACGAUAUCUUUGUCGACAAUGUACACAUGGAAUUGUCGCUCUGGGAUACCGCUGGCCAGGAGGAAUUUGACCGAUUGCGUGCGCUAUCGUACGAGGACACACAUGUGAUUAUGCUUUGUUUCAGCGUUGACAGCCCGGAUUCUUUCGAGAACGUCGCAACCAAAUGGGUCGAGGAGAUUACGGAUAACUGCCCCGGUGUUAAGAUGGUUCUCACAGCGCUCAAGUGUGACUUGAGAAAAGAUGAAUUUGAGAACCCUAACCCGAACGCUAUCACGUACGAGCAAGGUCUAGCGAAGGCGAAGGCAAUCGGUGCUGUGAAGUACUUGGAAUGCUCUGCCGUUCAGAAUCGCGGCAUCAUGGAGACGUUUUACGAAGCAGCCAAGGUUGCCCUUGAAGUGAAAGUCUCGGGAUCGAACGCUUCCAAGGAAGGAUGUGUCAUCCUGUAA
Messenger RNA from Aspergillus bombycis, 594 nucleotides. It is a transcript of the gene rho3, whose product is annotated as Rho family GTPase RHO3. Gene Ontology annotation, biological process: small GTPase-mediated signal transduction. The transcript is spliced from 8 exons. NCBI's taxonomy places the organism in Eukaryota, Fungi, Ascomycota, Eurotiomycetes, Eurotiales, Aspergillaceae. The coding region runs from base 1 to 594 and encodes 197 amino acids. The record is from RefSeq and is a predicted model, not a curated record. Gene Ontology annotation, molecular function: GTP binding; GTPase activity.